Molecule: messenger RNA, 1062 nt
Organism: Closterium sp. Yama58-4
Lineage: Eukaryota; Viridiplantae; Streptophyta; Zygnematophyceae; Desmidiales; Closteriaceae
Source: the annotation of a GenBank genome assembly
AUGGCAAUGGCUUUGGGGUCGGCGUCACAUCCAUCAUUGACAGAGCUGCACGUCAUUCUUGUUGCAUGCCUCCGUUUCCCCCCGUUCCUCCAACCUCCCCCCCUUGUGGCAGCAGAGGCAGGAGCAGCAGCUACCGGGAGCGUAGUGGGCAGCAGGGAGCUCUCUUUCCCCGCCUUUCGGAGAGCUUGUGGCACAGCAGAGGGACCUUGCACAGCAGAGGGACCUUGCACAGCAGAGGGACCUUCCACAGCAGAGGGACCUUCCACAGCAGAGGGACCUUCCACAGCAGAGGGACCUUCCACAGCAGAGGGACCUUCCACUGCAGGGAGGCAGUGCUUUUACCAGGGAGAGUAUGGGGCUGGCCUCUUUGUGCACAUUCCACGUUCGCACCCUCUGCCCCUCUCCUUUGCAUGUCACUUGGCCUCUGGUGUCAAGGAGCAGUGGCAGACAAGCAAGGCGCACCAACCAAGCACGUGUGACGCUGGGGCUGGCCGUGGCCUAUCAAGAGAGCUUGUGACGCAGCAAAGGGAAGUGCCACUGCAGCGAGGCAACGCUGCAGCAGUUAGCAGUCGUUCAUCCAUCACCAGGGAGAGUGCCCCCUCCCAUUUUGCCCGCAGCUACUUCCGGAUAAUUCUUGUUGCAUGCCUCCGUUUCCCCCCGUUCCUCCAACCUCCCCUCCCUGUGGCAGCAGAGGCAGCAGCAGCAGCAACCGGGAGCGUAGUGGGCAGCAGGGAGCUCGCUUUGCCCGCCUUCCGGAGAGCUUGUGGCACAGCAGAGGGACCUUCCACUGCAGGGAGGCAGCGCUUUUACCAGGAAGAGUAUGGGGCUGGCCGUGACCUAUCAAGGCCACUCAUGAGGCAGCAGAGGAAGCGGAGUGGCACACUGACAAGACCAGUUGCCCCAGCAGAAGCGCAGAGCACAAGUCUCCGUGGCUUCUCCCGGCAAUCACCCUUUCGUUCUGCUCCGGCCUUAAAGGCCGGUACAGGUCCUUGGGAGGCCAGAGAAGCAGCACAUACAAAUACACUGGAAGUGGAGGUCUCUGCUUUUUGGAUUGGGAAGUGA